UUAAUCCAAACAACAAUUCCACGAAGCAGAACCAGCUUUCUUUUCAAGACUUUCCCUAGAAAAAAGAAGAAGAAAAUGAGUGACAUUGAGGGAUCCCCAGGAAGCUCCAUGCAUGGAGUUACUGGAAGAGAACCAACUUUUGCAUUAUCAGUAGCUUCACCUAUGGUUCCAACUGAUACAACAGCUAAAUUCGACUUACCAGUGGAUUCUGAGCACAAAGCUAAAGUGUUCAAGCUUUUCUCUUUUGCUAAUCCCCACAUGAGGACUUUUCACUUGUCCUGGAUCUCCUUCUUCACUUGCUUCGUCUCCACUUUUGCUGCAGCACCCCUUGUCCCCAUCAUCCGUGACAAUCUAAACUUAAAGAAACAAGAUAUUGGGAAUGCUGGCGUUGCUUCUGUUUCGGGAAGUAUAUUUUCAAGGCUAGUAAUGGGCGCCGUUUGUGACCUUUUGGGACCUCGUUACGGUUGCGCCUUUUUGAUCAUGUUAUCGGCUCCAACCGUCUUUUGCAUGUCGUUUGUUUCGGACAGCGGAGGUUAUAUCGCAGUUCGGUUUAUGAUCGGAUUCUCCCUUGCUACAUUCGUGUCCUGCCAAUACUGGAUGAGCACAAUGUUUAACAGCAAGAUUAUAGGGCUGGUCAAUGGAACAGCAGCGGGAUGGGGUAACAUGGGAGGAGGUGCAACUCAGCUUUUGAUGCCCUUAGUUUAUGAUAUCAUUCGACGACUUGGAUCUACACCAUUCACUGCCUGGAGAAUCGCUUUCUUCAUUCCUGGAUGCCUUCAUAUCAUCAUGGGGAUCUUGGUCUUAACACUUGGCCAGGACUUGCCUGAUGGAAACCUUAGUAGUCUGCAAAAGAAGGGUGAUGUUGCAAAAGAUAAAUUCGGCAAAGUGCUAUGGUAUGCCGUCACAAAUUACAGGACCUGGAUCUUUGUUCUUCUCUAUGGCUACUCCAUGGGAGUUGAAUUGUCAACUGAUAAUGUCAUUGCUGAAUACUUUUACGACAGGUUUAAUCUCAAACUACACACAGCAGGGAUAAUUGCCGCCACCUUUGGCAUGGCAAACCUUGUUGCUCGUCCCUUUGGUGGUUACGCUUCUGACAAAGCAGCCCAAUUAUUUGGCAUGAGAGGCAGGCUUUGGGUUCUAUGGAUCUUACAAACUUUAGGAGGUGUCUUCUGUAUCUGGCUAGGCCGUGCCAAUUCUCUUCCCAUUGCUGUCCUGGCAAUGAUCCUCUUCUCCAUCGGAGCUCAAGCCGCAUGCGGCGCCACGUUCGGCAUCAUCCCCUUCAUUUCACGACGAUCCUUGGGAAUCAUUUCGGGUCUAACCGGUGCCGGUGGGAACUUCGGGUCCGGAUUGACACAAUUAAUUUUCUUCUCAACAUCGAGAUUUUCGACCGCAUCUGGUCUUUCAUGGAUGGGAGCCAUGAUAGUGGCUUGCACUCUUCCAGUGACAUUGGUGCAUUUCCCUCAAUGGGGCAGCAUGUUCUUCCCACCAACCAAAGAUGUCGUCAAAUCCACCGAAGAACAUUACUACUCUUCGGAGUGGAAUGAGGACGAAAAGAAAAAGGGUAUGCACUCGGCGAGUCUCAAGUUCGCCGAGAACAGCCGGUCGGAACGUGGAAAGCGCGUGGCCUCAGCACCAACCCCGCCUAAUACAACCCCUUCCCAUGUUUAAGUAAAUUAUAAUAAGUGUUUUUCUUUUUUCUUGUUGAAUAAGAAGAAGGUCUUCACUUUUUUAACGCAAGCCUUAGAUGAAACUGGAACCAGAUAUUAUAAUAUCCGAAACAAAAAAAAAAGAUUCCAAAUGUUGAUGUUGGCAAUGAAGAAGCUAAUCAAAAUCGGAAUUGUUUGAAUUUUCAA
This is a messenger RNA of Gossypium raimondii (Peruvian cotton), 1853 nucleotides long. RefSeq names its product high-affinity nitrate transporter 2.1. Gene Ontology annotation, cellular component: plant-type vacuole membrane; plasma membrane. Lineage: Eukaryota; Viridiplantae; Streptophyta; Magnoliopsida; Malvales; Malvaceae. The record is from RefSeq and is a predicted model, not a curated record. The coding region runs from base 76 to 1668 and encodes 530 amino acids. The transcript is spliced from 3 exons. Gene Ontology annotation, molecular function: nitrate transmembrane transporter activity. Gene Ontology annotation, biological process: cellular response to nitrate; nitrate transmembrane transport.